Molecule: messenger RNA, 618 nt
Organism: Eriocheir sinensis (Chinese mitten crab)
Lineage: Eukaryota; Metazoa; Arthropoda; Malacostraca; Decapoda; Varunidae
Exons: 2
Coding region: 48-518 (156 amino acids)
Source: RefSeq, a predicted model, not a curated record
UGCUGGAGGUGUGGCCAGGCCUGUACACACACCUCACCUCCCAGCUGAUGGCCCUGGUGUGGGGCAAGGUGGCGCUGGUGCUGGAGGUGUGGCCAGGCCUGUACACACACCUCACCUCCCAGCUGAUGGCCCUGGUGUGGGGCAAGGUGGCGCUGGUGCUGGAGGUGUGGCCAGGCCUGUACACACACCUCACCUCCCAGCUGAUGGCCCUGGUGUGGGGCAAGGUGGUGCUGGUGCUGGAGGUGUGGCCAGGCCUGUACACACACCUCACCUCCCAGCUGAUGGCCCUGGCGCGGGGCAAGGUGGAGCUGGUGCUGGAGGUGUGGCCAGGCCUGUACACACACCUCACCUCCCAGCUGAUGGCCCUGGUGUGGGGCAAGGUGGUGCUGGUGCUGGAGGUGUGGCCAGGCCUGUACACACACCUCACCUCCCAGCUGAUGGCCCUGGCGCGGGGCAAGGUGGCGCUGGUGCUGGAGGUGACCAGUCUGACCUCACCCAAACAUUGUGGCAGGAACUGAGCACCACACAUCCACACACUGGGUGGGUGGUGCCUGCCGUCCAGGCCAAGAGUGCCGCCCACACCCUCAGUGCCUUGCUGGGCCACCACUGCCCCCCUGG